Ictalurus furcatus (blue catfish) is the source of this 1223-nucleotide messenger RNA. It is a transcript of the gene cart2, whose product is annotated as cocaine- and amphetamine-regulated transcript 2. The record is from RefSeq and is a predicted model, not a curated record. Lineage: Eukaryota; Metazoa; Chordata; Actinopteri; Siluriformes; Ictaluridae. The transcript is spliced from 3 exons. Bases 229 to 582 code for a protein of 117 amino acids. Gene Ontology annotation, biological process: G protein-coupled receptor signaling pathway; positive regulation of MAPK cascade; cellular response to starvation. Gene Ontology annotation, molecular function: neuropeptide hormone activity.
GGUGGGUGUGGGGAAAUAUGGGGUGCACACACCAAUCUGGAGGUAUUAUUAACGCAUUCGAUGACAGCUCAUUGCGCAAAGAGAGCUCUCGCUUACGUACGACUUAGAAAUAAGCGCGCUAGGCGGGGCGACUCCCGUUAAACAGCAGAGCGCAUAAAAAGCCCGGCGCGAGCCUGAGUGUGGUAAUUUGAGCAUCGUGCCAAAAAAAAGCUCCUUUCGAUCAGGACCAUGGAGAGCUCGAGCAUCGCCUCGCGCGCUCUACUACUGCUGCUGCUGUUAGUGUUGCGGAGUUGUGCGCGAGCGGACGAGGACACCGAAGUGGACCUGGACACAAGAGCCAUCCGAGACUUCUAUCCGAAAGACCCAAAUCUGACCAGCGAAAAACAGCUGCUUGGGGCUCUCCAUGAAGUUCUGGAAAAGCUUCAGAUGAAAAGAAUUCCGCCUUGGGAGAAGAAAUUUGGACAGGUUCCUAUGUGCGACGUUGGAGAGCAGUGCGCAAUCCGCAAAGGCUCAAGAAUCGGCAAAAUGUGCGACUGCCCGCGGGGAGCCUUCUGCAACUUUUUCCUUCUGAAAUGUCUGUGAGGAGGCAGACAGCAUUUUGGAGCAGUUUAAUCGAUGUAUCGCAAAAGUAUUCAAUUCAUUUGUAUAGAUAUUUUUUUAAGUGCAAGAACAUGCUGAAGAGGUGUGUGUGUGUGUGUGUGUGUGUGUGAAGUCCUGUUCAUCUGUUCAUGCACUGCACGCCUAUAAUAAUGUCAUGAAUAUGUAACAUGUCUAUGUUUUGUGUAUUAAAGUGCACCGUACCUUCUUUUGUAAAGUAGUUUGUGUAUCUGUUACUUUCGUAUCUCAAUAAGCGGGUAUAAAAAUUUCAUUGUAGGUAGGUUGAUUAAAAAGCUAAGCAUCCACGUAUACUAAUAACGACACUUGAAGGUUUCUUACAUUACGGAACAGUUAGGUGGGAAAAAGAAGCAAUGAAGCAAUAGAAAACAAAGCUGAAAUUCUUGAAAACACUCUUUUAAAAGUAUUUGUUCUGGAGAAGACACACUGAAAAAUGCCCAGCGUUGAAUAAGCUCUUACAGUGUUGAUUUAUGGCAAGGUGGACUCAAAUAUAAACACUAUGAGUUAUAAUUCAACACUGGAGAUUUUGUUAGGCAUAUUUAGCACGUUUGACCAACAUUUUGAGUCUCUCUUUCCUGGACACACAAUUAAUCAGGGGAAUUUCUUUA